Messenger RNA from Aegilops tauschii subsp. strangulata, 1827 nucleotides. RefSeq names its product BTB/POZ and MATH domain-containing protein 1-like. The record is from RefSeq and is a predicted model, not a curated record. Gene Ontology annotation, biological process: protein ubiquitination. Gene Ontology annotation, molecular function: protein binding. Lineage: Eukaryota; Viridiplantae; Streptophyta; Magnoliopsida; Poales; Poaceae.
GAUACUAGUGUAUGAUAGCACCUCCCUAAUAAUGCAUAGUAUCAUAAAGUAGUAUUUUAGAUGACCUUAUUUAUGGGUUGUUUGUAUCACUUUUUGUCUUAUUUUUCGUAAAUUAAAUGGGCAACUUUCUUCUUAAUUAAUUAAUGAGGCAAAUCUUUUGUCUCCGUCUCAGAAAAAAACGUUGAAGGGAUUAACCGAAUGGUUUAUAGCUGGCAGGCAUUAAACCCACCGGGGUCAACUCAAUCCCUGUAGGGUCUAAUCCUGUGCAAGCGAACAGGGCCUAACAUGUUGCCAGUAGUAUUUCCGUUUGAUUUGCCUAGAGAAGAUCGAUCAAACUUUUUUCUUUUUUUGCGAUUCUGUAUAGACGCACAGAAAAUCCUGAUCGUUCGGAUCGAGGAACGGGGCCGGUGACUCCAAUGUGAAAUUUGUUCUUUUGCAAAACGUUGGAACUAAUUGUUUUUUUUUCAUUCAACAGGACUAUUAAUUGCUAUACACGCUGCACUACAAACUUAAAACCAGGCCACGGCAGCUGCGGCACCUCAAAGGCAUCGACCUGCCGCCAUCCCUCCAUUACCUAAGCCGCAUGUCGUGAGGUAUUCACAGCCGCCGUUCUCUUCCUGUUCUUCCUAGUUCCAGCACUCGACGGCAACUCGCUGACGCGCUUCCCAUUCCCGUCCAGCUCGACUCCAACUCGGUCCCGACCCUACCUAGCUCACCACCACAAUGGCGGAGCUGUGCGAUCUUCCUGCUGCCGUUGUAGCGUCAUCUGAGGAAAGUUCAUAUGUGAUCAAGAUAGACGGAUACUCAAGAAUCAAGGGCCAAAUUCAGCAUGGCAACUACGUGAAAUCUACCCCUUUCACUGUUGGAGGUCAUGAUUGGGUCGUGGAGUAUUACCCAAACGGUUCCGACACCGAAAAGUAUGAAGCCGGCUUCAUAUCUGUUUUUCUAGCUCUUGCCCCCGCUGGUGCCAAGGAUGUGAAGGCAAAAUUUAGAUUUAGUUUGCUUGACAGGGAAGGGGAACCAAUUGCAUCAAAAAGCAAGAACACCUCCGAACACAUCUUCAAUAGCAAACGUUCAAGUAGGGGUUUUAGUAGUUUUAUCAAGAAGGCUGAUCUUGAGGGAGCGGCUUAUCUAAGGCACGACAGUUUCAGCAUCAGGUGUGAUGUUACCGUUGUGAAGUAUAUCCACAGAGGUAAUCGGAUUAUUGCGAUUCCUCCAAGCAACUUGCACCAGCAUCUCGGUGACCUCCUCCUAGAGAGCAAAGAUGGAGCGGACGUGACCUUUCAUGUCGGCGAGGUGAGUUUCUUGGCUCAUAGGUCCAUACUCGCCGCUCGGUCAUCCGUCUUUAGAGCUGAGCUCUUUGGCGCCAUGAAGGAGAAAGGCGGUAGUCCAAUUGAAAUCAGUGAUAUGGAAAGUGAUGUAUUCAAAGCAUUGCUCCACUUCAUAUACACUGACUCACUGCCCGCUCCUGAGACGAGUAGUGGGGAUGAAACACGGAGAGACGCGGUGAUGGCUAGCCAUCUACUUGUUGCAGCUGAUAGGUACAACAUUGAGAGGUUGAAGCUCAUUUGUGAAGAGAAGUUGUGCAACCUCAUUGACUCCAACAUCGUGGCGACCACUUUGGCUCUAGCUGAGCAGCACGGCUCUUAUAGAGUCAAAGAUGCUUGCUUUGAGUUCCUUGUUUCUCCUUCCAAUUUGGAAGCGAUGAUGGCAAGUGAUGGUUACAAGCAUCUGAAGAAUAGCUGCCCGUCUGUUCUCAGAGAGCUGGCUGCUAGCUUCCUGCCGGCCGAGCUGAAAGCGGUCAAAGAUAUUAUCAUGACAAUUUAG